This is a messenger RNA of Scylla paramamosain (green mud crab), 2685 nucleotides long. Its product is annotated as glyoxal reductase-like. The record is from RefSeq and is a predicted model, not a curated record. Lineage: Eukaryota; Metazoa; Arthropoda; Malacostraca; Decapoda; Portunidae. Gene Ontology annotation, molecular function: oxidoreductase activity. The transcript has 8 exons. Bases 141 to 953 code for a protein of 270 amino acids.
AGUUGCCGUUAUCCCGAGCCAUCUGUACUUUCAAGAUCAAGUUCAAGAUAAGUGUAAGUGCUGUGUUACUGUGCGUUUAUCGGGGGUUCGUGAUUCUGUGACACAUUCUACUGAUAUUUAACAGCACGCUCUUGGAUGUAAUGCAGAAGGCUGUUCUUCUCUCUAAUGGUGUUUCUAUGCCAUUGGUUGGAUUUGGCACUUACAAGAUUCGUGGAAAAGACUUGAUUUUUCCACUUAUAAAAGCAGCUUUACAGUCAGGCUACAGAUCCUUUGAUACAGCUGCUGUGUACAGGAAUGAAUGUGAGAUUGGAGAGGCCCUUAGACACUAUCUUCCAGAAUUCAAUUUAAAACGAGAAGACAUAUUCAUCACCUCAAAAUUGAGUCCCCGUGACCAGGGCUCUGAGAGGUGCCAACAGGCUGUGGACAAUUCACUGACUUCUUUGCAGGUUGACUACUUAGACCUCUUUCUGAUUCAUUGGCCAGGGUGUCAAAAACUGAAGCCCAGUGACCCAGCCAAUCGUGAACUGCGCAGCCAGAGUUGGGCAACACUAGAAAAAAUAUAUGAAGCUGGAAAAGUUCGUGCUAUUGGAGUUUCUAACUAUACAUUAUCUCAUCUUACUCAUCUUAUUGGACAAUCAUCUGUGAUUCCACAUGUGAAUCAGGUUGAAUAUCAUCCCCAUUAUCCUCAAGAGGAACUGAAGCUUUAUUGUGAGAGUCAGGGUAUACAUCUCCAAGCUUACUCUUCACUGGGAACCACUGUAAAGAAAAGCCCCCUGCUCCAAGAUCCAGUUGUGGCCAGUGUAGCCACAAGGUGUUCUGCCUCCCCAGCUCAAGUAUUGCUGCGUUGGGCUACUCAGCAGGGGAUAGGAUCAGGAGCAGAAGUAUCAAACCCAAAUUCAAGGAAUACAACAGAAGGGCACGGAUAUUCAUCCUAUUGGCAAAAAUGCAUCUGAACCAUAUAGUGAAGAUGAAGAAGAUGAUGAUAAUUAUGAUGAUGAUGAUGAUGACAAUGAUGAUGAUGAAGAGGAAGAUGAUGAUUCUGAAAUGAAUGAUGACUAUUCUGAUCCUAUGAUUCAUUAGAUACAUACAUUUAUUUUUACCAGAUUGUGUUAAUUUAUAUUUUUUACUAAUAGUUGUUGAAAUGGAGAAGUAUACAGAAAAGUUUGCUAACAAGAUUGUUCAGUUGUGCAUAUCAAAAUAUAACAGCUUAAAGAAAACAGGAAAACCAAAGAAUGAAGCUGAAUGGACUCUGCUGUCAUGUUUUGUGCAAGAAGAGCAGUGCAGCCACACACUCAAGGUUGUUGCUCUUGGAACUGGAUCAAAAUGCAUUGGUUCACACCAGCUGCCUUCUGCUGGGGAUGUCCUUCAUGACAGUCAUGCAGAAGUUGUUGCUCGAAGAGCAUUUAUGUUGUAUCUUAUUAGUGAAGUAAGAAUGGCAGCUGAGGGACACAGUAGUAUAUUUGAAGUAAAAGAUGGAACAUAUUAUUUGAAAUCGGGCAUACUGUUUCAUUUCUACACAAGUCACACACCUUGUGGCGAUGCUUCAAUAUUCUUGAAGCAGGAAUGGCUAGAGUGUGUUGGUAAUGUUCUUGAGACUAAAGAAGAACCAACUAUAAGCCCCUCUGUUCCUAUAGGGAAUUCAGAUACAGAGCCACCAGUUAAGAAAAGAAGAUGUCAAGGAAGUUCUGAUUUUGAAGAUCAAAUUACCUUGCAGAACACUGAAAAUGCCCAUGUAAAAAGUGAUGACAUUAAAAAGAUGGAUGAUCUUGAAAAAGAAAAAACAAAUCUAGCAGUGUGCACAGGUGAUGUGAACGAGGUUUUAUCUGACACUUUCCGCACUGGUGCAAAAUGUGUUGCUGGGGAGGCACCAGAUCCAAAGCUUCCAGGCAGUAAGUAUCACAUAACAGGAGUCCUACGUACUAAACCUGGCCGAGGUGAUCCCACACUUUCCCUUUCUUGCAGUGAUAAGAUCUUUAAGUGGACCAUUCUUGGAGUGCAAGGAGCUUUACUCAUGAUCUUACUUAAAAAGCCAGUGUAUAUAGCCACUAUUGUCAUUGGACGGUGUCCCUACAGCCAGGAAGCAAUGAAGCGAGCCAUUUAUGGUAGGUUUGAGGAUGGUUUAAACAAUCUUAAUCUACCAGAAGGAUUUUCUGUACAGACGCCAGCGUUAGUACAGUCAAACAUUGACUUUGCUCAUUCUCGAAUUAACAUUGCUAAAACUGCCUCAGAAGGGAGUAAGUUAAUCCCCACACCCACAAGUAUAAUCUGGAGUGAUACUAGUGUGCAUAGAGAAAGUCAAGAAGUUGCAACAAAUGGACGUAGGCUGGGCUGUACAAAGAAGAAUAUAGGGACGUCGAAGAGUUGGGUUAGCAUAUGUCGUAAAGCGAUCUCUUGUCUGAUGCUUGAUCUUUUGAAAGAUGCAAGAUGGGAGCCAGCAGAUUUUAAUCAACUGACAUAUAGUGACUUGAAAUAUUAUUCAGAAUCAUAUAAUCAGGCUUGGAAUAUUUUAAAAUCCAAAUGUCUAUCAAACUGGACAGUUAAACCUAAACAUAUAAAAGAUUUUAAGGUGAAGUAAUUGUACACAUCAGAACCUUCAGAGAAAAUCAGGUUUUUGAAGAAUGCCUUCUUAGUUUUAGAUGCUUGUGAGUUGAUGUAUGAUAGUUUUUAAAUAAAGAAUGAGAAGUU